Molecule: messenger RNA, 627 nt
Organism: Prunus armeniaca (apricot)
Lineage: Eukaryota; Viridiplantae; Streptophyta; Magnoliopsida; Rosales; Rosaceae
Source: the annotation of a GenBank genome assembly
AUGCGAACGCUUUGCGACGUGUGCGAGGGCGCUGCUGCCAUCGUUUUCUGCGCAGCUGACGAGGCCGCUCUUUGCCGUUCCUGCGACGAAAAGGUCCAUAUGUGUAAUAAACUUGCCAGUAGACAUGUACGGGUUGGGCUAGCUAGCCCCAGUGAUGUUCCUUGCUGUGAUAUUUGCGAAAAUGCUCCUGCCUUCUUUUACUGUGAAGUAGAUGGUAGUUCCCUUUGCCUGCAAUGCGAUAUGAUUGUACAUGUUGGUGGUAAAAGAACCCAUAGGAGGUAUCUCCUUUUCAGACAGAGAGUUGAGUUUCCAGGGGAUAAGCCUGGCCGUUCAGAGGAACUAGGGCUUCAACCACUUGACCAAAAGGAAGUAAGAAAAGACCAUAUUCAGCCACCUAGUUUAAGUAUAAGAGAGAAUCAACAGAAUCGCAGUGCCUCUCCAGUUGCAGUCCUAGACAACAAUAUUGUUGGUGACUACAAGAUGGACAAUAGAUUGAUUGAUCUUAACACCAGGCCCCAAAGAAUGAACGGGCAAGCUUCAACUAGCCCGGAACAGGGUUUGGAUGUUCAAAAUGGUGUGAAUGAUGAAUCUGCAAGUGUUGUUCCUGUUGGGUCCUUCAAAAGAUAG